AUGCAAGGCUAUACCCCAAACCAGUCCCCUUACCAUCAAAACCAAUCACCCGGUUACUAUCCAAAUCAGCCGUAUCCACAACCUGGCUUUCAGAACAGUCCUCACCGCGGAGGUCAUGGCAGUUACCGCGGCAACAACUUCAAUGGUCCCGACCGACGCAUGUCAGGCCCUGGCGCAAAUCCUCCGUUUGGCGGACCUGGUGGACGAGGGCGUGGUACCGCGCCUACACAAUUUUCAAACCUGUCAUGGACGCCAGCAUCCGGCACUCGAGGCGGCCGCCCCGCCACUGAAGCACCACGUCCACAACCGGCUGUCGCAUCCCAAGCCCCUGCUGAUUCUGCAUCUGUCGACGCCGACGAUAAUCCAUUUCGCCCAUCCAAAGACUUGCGCGUAGAAGACGAAGGCCCCAAAGAGGAAAAAAGACCGGCGAAACCUCCAACGGCGCCAAAGUCAGGGUUUGGGUUUUCGUUGAAGACAAAGAACCCAGUACCACCAGCGAGUAAAGCAAAGCCUGGGUUGGAAGAGUCCGAGAGACCAGAACCAGUUCCUAAAGAAUCUCCUCUUGCUCCCAAGGCAAAGGUGGUAGCCCCAGCGCGCGAAGCUUCCCCCCGCCGCCCGGAACCAAGAAGCGACCGAGAUCGAGACUUCAGGGACAGAGGUUACGACAGCGGUCGCGAGCGGGACAACAGGGAACGAGACCGGCGAUAUGACAACUAUUACGACCGGAAACCGGCUUACCGAGAUGUACGGGAUCAUCGCGACAGAGACGCUCGAGAUAUACGGGAUCCUCGAGAACCUCCAUAUUAUCGUGGCAAAGAGCGGGACUUCCGAGAGCCACGAGACAGAGACUUGCGUGACCCGAGAGACAUGAGAGACCUACGCGAUGUUCGUGAACGGGACCCUCGAGACCUGCGAAGCCCUCGAGAUCCCCGAGAUAUCAGAGAUCGCAGAGAGCCAUACCCACCACGACGACCUGACGAUAGGCGGUUUGACCCGCGCCCUGACCCGCGCUCCGAUCCGCGACCUGCUCGAAGGACACCACCUCCUCAAGUACCGAAGACAAAGAUUGUUACAAGAAAACGCAUGAAGCCCCGACCUACUCUGGUUCCUGAACAUGCAGCUUCGGAGUCAGUGUAUUACAGGAAGCCAGGUAACGAAUCGGUAGUUGGAUCCGGUACGUACGGAAAGGUGUUCAAGGGUGUCCAUGUUUAUACAAAGGACAUGGUUGCCCUCAAGAAGAUCCGAAUGGAGGGCGAACGCGAUGGCUUUCCGGUCACCGCGAUUCGCGAGGUUAAGUUGCUGCAAUCUCUCAACCACGCCAACAUCGUCAAUCUACGAGAGGUCAUGGUUGAGAAGAACGACUGCUAUAUGGUUUUCGAGUACCUAUCCCACGAUCUCACUGGUCUUUUGAAUCACCCGACCUUCAAGCUUGAACAAUCACACAAGAAAGAUCUGGCAAAACAGCUCUUCGAGGGGCUAGACUACCUCCACCGUCGCGGCGUUUUACAUCGAGACAUCAAAGCUGCGAACAUCCUGGUAUCAAACACCGGGCAGUUGAAAUUGGCAGAUUUCGGUCUCGCACGAUUCUACGCGAAGAGCAGCAAGCUCGACUAUACGAACCGAGUCAUCACCAUCUGGUACCGAUCACCGGAGCUGCUGUUGGGAGAAACUCAGUAUGGGCCGGCUGUUGACAUUUGGUCAGCCGCUUGCGUACUGGUGGAGAUCUUCACACGACACGCUAUCUUCCCAGGAGAUGGUGGCGAGAUCAACCAGUUGGACAAGAUCUAUAACAUACUGGGCACGCCCACCGUGCAGGACUGGCCUGGCAUCGUUGAUAUGCAAUGGUUUGAACUACUGCGCCCAACCGAACGGAAGCAGUCAACUUUCGAGGAGAAGUACAAAGAUCGUGUUAGCCCUAUGGCCUUCGAGCUCCUCCAGGCCAUGUUCCUUUUCGAUCCCAACGCGCGACCCACGGCCGCCGACGUACUCGAGCACCCUUUCUUCACAAGCGAGGCGCCGCCACCGAAACGCGCUGAUGCGCUGAAGGAGCUGGAGGGUGACUGGCACGAGUUCGAGAGCAAAGCCCUCCGGAAGGAGAAAGAGAAACAAGACAAAGAGGCGCGGCGUGUUGCGCGGGAAGAGAAGGACACAGCGAGGAAAGACGAGGGUAAAAGACGCGCUGACGCAAAUGUAGGGGAAGAAAGGGAGGCUAAGCGAGCGAAAAGCGGUGAUGCGACGGCGUAG
Messenger RNA from Alternaria postmessia, 2244 nucleotides. RefSeq lists its product as uncharacterized. Bases 1 to 2244 code for a protein of 747 amino acids. Gene Ontology annotation, cellular component: nucleus; cyclin/CDK positive transcription elongation factor complex. Gene Ontology annotation, biological process: protein phosphorylation; positive regulation of transcription elongation by RNA polymerase II; transcription elongation by RNA polymerase II. Gene Ontology annotation, molecular function: cyclin-dependent protein serine/threonine kinase activity; ATP binding; cyclin binding. NCBI's taxonomy places the organism in Eukaryota, Fungi, Ascomycota, Dothideomycetes, Pleosporales, Pleosporaceae. The transcript is spliced from 2 exons. The record is from RefSeq and is a predicted model, not a curated record.